Messenger RNA from Misgurnus anguillicaudatus (oriental weatherfish), 4302 nucleotides. It is a transcript of the gene grid1a, whose product is annotated as glutamate receptor, ionotropic, delta 1a. The record is from RefSeq and is a predicted model, not a curated record. NCBI's taxonomy places the organism in Eukaryota, Metazoa, Chordata, Actinopteri, Cypriniformes, Cobitidae. Gene Ontology annotation, biological process: monoatomic ion transport. Gene Ontology annotation, cellular component: membrane. Gene Ontology annotation, molecular function: signaling receptor activity; ligand-gated monoatomic ion channel activity.
UGCGCUUCCAUGCCCCAUUCAUUUCCAACGUGUGCAAAAUAUCCGAUGGAAGAAGCGCUCGCGGUUGCUUUAUCUUCUGAUUCACGUGGAGUCGCUGCCUGUGUGGCUGAGGAACUUCAGAAAUUUUGAACAGUCCCUUGCAUAACUUUUCUUUCCCAACGAUAUCCAGUUUUCACAUUGGGAAAAAUAGUUCACUUGGUAUCAGUGGAGAAAUUCUGCUUCUUGGUGGUCGUCUGAAGUUCACGCGCUCAGGGCUGUGAUACACCUGCUGCCGUCACUUCGCUGUAGUUCCGGCGACUCUCUCCGGCGCGAGCAAAUUUCAUUUCUCCGUGGCUUUUGCCGUACCGUUCGGAUCUUUGGAUUUUUCAGUCACGUGAUAGAGCGAAGCGAGAAAGACUGCGCGCUUUGAGAGAGUACGAGUGUAUGUUGAGAGAGAAAGAGAGAGAGAGAGAAAGGGGGGGGGCGUCUCUCUGCGCUGCAGUUAGCGGUAUCCAAACCAUACUGAGAACUGGAACGCACGGACCCGUUGCUUUGCCUCUGACCGUGGUACCCCCGUCGUCUCCCUCGCUCUCUCUUUCCGCCCUACCCCUCCUUUUCUGCUUUCCUUCCCUUGAGAGCUUCUUUUCCCCGCGAAUAUCCUUUCUCACUUUCAAUUUUAAUAGAUCUCGGAGAAAGAUAGAAGCGACGCACCCGUGAUCUCCUCUUGAUCUGCAUCACUGUGGUCAUUCACGCGCAUUUUCUCCCACUCUCUCUGGAACUGUAUUUUUGGACCGCCGUGGACGCGUGGAUGAUACACCGGGGCGAGAACCGGAGAUGGAGUUGCUCGUGAUCAGCCUCUCCUUAUGGAUCCUGCAGUGCCGCUUAGCUCGCGCGGACUCCAUUAUCCACAUCGGUGCAAUAUUUGAACAGAACGCUAUACGGGACGAUGAGGUUUUUCAGCUGGCGAUUUCAGAUCUGAGUUUGAACGACGACAUCCUCCAGAGCGAGAGGAUUACCCAUUCCAUCAAACUAAUCGAGCCCAAUAACCCCUUCCAGGCGGUACAAGAAGCCUGUGAGCUCAUGAAUCAAGGGAUCUUGGCGCUGGUGUCGUCUACAGGCUGUGCCGCAGCCAAUGCACUUCAGUCGCUCACAGAUGCCAUGCACAUUCCUCACCUGUUCAUCCAGAGGAACGGAGACGGCACGCCACGUGCCGAGUGUCCGUUGAACCCCAGCCCUGACGGAGAGCGCUACACGCUGGCCGCUCGCCCUCCAGUGCGCCUAAAUGACGUCAUGAUCACGCUCGUCUCUGAGCUGCGCUGGCACAAGUUUAUCAUCUUCUAUGACAGCGAAUACGAUGUCCGUGGACUGCGGGGAUUUCUGGACCAGGCGUCUCGAAUGGGUUUGGACGCGUCUCUGCAGCAGGUUGACCGGAACGUGACAAAGGUCUUUUCCACGCUGUUCAGCACCAUGAGAAUGGAGGAGCUUAACCGUUACCGAGACACGCUCAGACGGGCCAUCCUGCUGCUAAGUCCUCGCACUGCCCAGGUCUUCAUUCACCAGGCAGUGGAAACAAAUCUGGCAUCCAAAGAUAGUCACUGGGUGUACGCCAAUGAGGAGGUGAGUGACACCGAGAUUAUGGAGCUUGUCCACAGCGCUCUGGGACGAAUGACGGUGAUCAGGCAGAUCUUCCCACUGUGGAGAGACACCAACAUCCGCUGCAUGAGGAAUAACCAUCGCAUCUCUUCGCUGCUGUGUGACCCACAGGAGGGCUAUCUGCAGUCUCUGGAGGUGUCUAGCCUGUACUUGUACGACAGCGUGCUGAUGUUGGCCAAUGCUUUCUACAGAAAGUUAGAGGACAGAAAGUGGCACAGCAUGGCUAGUUUAAACUGCAUGAGGAAGUCAACCAAGCCCUGGAAUGGAGGCUGGUCCAUGUUGGACACCAUUCAAAAGGGACGAAUUUCUGGCCUCACUGGUUUAAUGGACUUCCGUAGCAAUGGUGCAAACUCGCACGUUCAGUUUGAGAUCCUGGGGACCAGUUACAGUGAGACAUUUGGAAAAGACGUAAAACGGCUGGCAACGUGGGACUUGGAUCGGGGGCUGAAUGGGAGUCUGAGGGAGAACCGGGCUGAGCAAGGCAUGCAAGGAAUAACUCUGAAAGUGGUGACCUUAUUGGAGGAGCCUUUCAUAAUGGUGGCAGAAAACAUCCUUGGCCAGCCAAAACGAUACAAGGGCUUUUCUAUAGAUGUUCUGGAUGCCCUGGCAAAGGUUUUGGGAUUUAAGUAUGAAAUAUAUCAAGUGGCUGAUGGGAAAUACGGAUCUCCUCAGGCCAAUGGAUCGUGGAACGGAAUGAUCGGAGAACUGAUCGGGAAGAGGGCAGAUGUGGCUAUUUCGGCCAUCACCAUCACUCCUGAGCGAGAGAACGUUGUUGACUUCAGUAAACGAUAUCUGGAUUAUUCGGUGGGAAUUGUAAUGAGCAAAGCAGAAGAGAGACUGAACAUCUUCUCCUUGCUGGCACCGUUUGACCUGGCCGUGUGGGCCUGUAUCGCCGCUUCCAUUCCUGUGGUGGGCGUCAUGAUCUUUUUGCUCCGCCGCAUCCAGUCUGCCCGCUCCCAGAAUCCUCCUGGGUCUCUCCAGCCUGCUUCUGCCACCACAUCUUUCCAAAGUGCCAUCUGGAUCGUCUAUGGAGCCUUUGUACAGCAAGGUGGCGAGUCAUUCAUGAGUUCAGUGGCUCUCAGGAUUGCAAUGGGAAGCUGGUGGCUGUUUACCCUCAUCGUCUGUUCAUCCUACACAGCCAACCUGGCAGCCUACCUCACAGUUUCUCGCAUGGACAAUGCUAUUCGAACGUUCCAAGACCUUUCUAAGCAGACAGACUUGAGCUAUGGGACGGUGAGAGAUUCAGCCGUGUACGAUUACUUCAGGGUGAAGGGCACGAACCCCCUGGAGCAAGACAGCACUUUCGCAGAGCUAUGGAGGACUAUCAAUAAAAACCAGGGACAGGACAACUCUGUGAACUCUCCCACUGAAGGAAUCCGCAAGGUGAAACGGGAUUCGUACGCCUUCCUGUGGGAUAUGGCGGUGCUGGAGUACGCAGCGUUGACGGAUGACGAUUGCACGCUGGUGGUCACGGGGAACGGCAUGAGCAGUAAAGGAUACGGCCUGGCCCUGCAACACGGCAGCCCAUACAGAGACCUCUUCUCUCAAAAAAUACUUGACUUGCAGGAGAAGGGGGACAUUGAUAUUCUGAAGCAGAAAUGGUGGCCGCGAAAAGGUCGCUGCGACCUGGACAAGCAAGCCGAAGCCCAGCCGGAGGGCCGAGCGCUGAGACUACACAGCUUCGCCGGGGUCUUCUGCAUCUUAGCCGCAGGGCUGCUGUUAGCCUGCCUGGUGGCGGCGCUGGAGUCUUGGUGGAAAGGCCCACGCUGCCAGCGGGCGCAGCCCAAAGAGGACACUAAGGGCUGCGCUCUGGAGAUGGCGUCUGGGUCAUUGGCAUAUAAUGAAAUUGCAACUGCUGCAGGAUGCGCACGGGACGUUUGGCCAGAGAGAGAGAGAGACUGGGAGGACUCGCAGGCUUUUUACACAGGACAAAGAGGUGAAUCUGGAACAGGUUCACCAACGUUUGACUGGGCUUAUGGAGGACGAUCUAGCGCACAAGCAGCUACCGGGUCAGUCUCUGGAGAUCUCUGCCCUGGACAUGGGCAGCAUGCGGCCGCAGCAGAGCUCUCAGGAAGCCAUGAGAGAUUUCACCCCUGGGGCCCUGUCCGUGACCUCGUUCCUCCAGGAGGGUCCUGGAAUCGGCCGCGUGCCCGGACGGAGCCUCCCCCUCCCUCUCAGCAGUUCCACUCUGCCCCCCUCCAUGCGCUGCAAACACCGGGCACCCAAUGGAGGCCUUUUCCGCCAGAGCCCCGUAAAGACUCCUAUGCCCAUCUCUUACCAGGCAGUGCCCGGGGGACCCAUCCCAGAAGCCAUUGAUCCAAGCCAUGGGACCUCUAUUUGAUUUGACCAAUCACAUUGUUCUAAAGACUGCACAGGAAGUCUGGGUGCAUUUAUACUAUUGCAUUCGUAAAAAGGAAUAUUGAGAUCUUUUUAUUUCAGUACAGAAGAUAGAACAUAUGACUGUGAGUAAAGAGACGCUGACUUUCCUUGACUGUACAUAUUUGUAUAUAACGAGAGACGGCGGUGAAGUCAAAGUGUAUUUUGAAUAUUCAUGAUUUUUUUGAAGUUGAGUUUAAAAGAAGUAACUUACAUAAAAAUACAGACUGUUUGAAUGGCUUUGUAAAUUUUGUUCUAAAAUAAAAAUGAGAAUUCCUUGUGGAUGUUUUCUAA